GAAGCCAGCGCUUCCCCAGUCUCUAACCUUCCCAUGGCGAGUGCUGCAGCUCUAUCAGCAGAACCUUUCUCUCCGUGUGAGGAAGAGCUUUUUUCCUCCCUUUCCUUUUUUUUUCCUUUCCCCUUAAUCAGAAGCACUGAAUGAAAGCCAAUCAGAGAGAGAGCUCGCCCCCGUUUUCUUCGGCUCCCUGCUGUCCAGAGUUAAAAGUGAUGCUGAGAAAGAGCUUGAGUUAGAUUGAAGUAGAAUCAGUGAUAGAAAAUAACAGCCGAAAAUAAACAAAAAGGGGACAUAGUGACAAUUUCUCCUGGGUUAUUUUGACUGGAACCAACUUCCACUAUCCAGAAGCUGAUAAAAAAAGCAACAUUAUUCUACAAGUGAUUCAUAUUAAUGUAGCUCAAGCAUCGUGAUAAGAGAACAUGAUUCAACAUAAGAGCCCAAGAUAAAUAAAUUCUCUCUUAAAGCUUUGGGAAACAUGUACAAAACAUUGAUGAAAUGUUGGAAACCAGUUGAAACACAGUAAAAUCAACUCGGUAAAAUAGGACCGCUUCUCUUCAUCUACGUUGGGAUUUGUCAAGGAGUGAACUAUGACAAUAUAUCAAUUUUUGCUACUGUUUCUACUCUGGGUAUGCCUGCCACAUUUCUGCUCUCCGGAAAUAAUGUUCAGAAGGACGCCUGUACCACAGCAAAGAAUUUUAAGUUCACGUGUACCAAGGAGUGAUGGCAAAAUUCUCCAUCGUCAAAAGCGUGGUUGGAUGUGGAAUCAGUUUUUCCUACUGGAAGAAUAUACAGGAUCUGAUUAUCAAUACGUAGGCAAGCUACAUUCAGACCAAGAUAAAGGAGAUGGAUCACUCAAAUAUAUCUUAUCUGGAGAUGGAGCUGGUACUCUCUUUAUUAUUGAUGAAAAAACAGGUGAUAUUCAUGCCACAAGACGAAUUGAUAGGGAGGAAAAGGCCUUUUAUACUCUACGUGCACAAGCUAUUAACAGAAGAACUCUGAGGCCAGUAGAGCCAGAGUCAGAGUUUGUGAUCAAAAUUCAUGAUAUCAAUGACAAUGAACCCACGUUUCCAGAAGAAAUCUAUACAGCAAGUGUUCCGGAAAUGUCUGUUGUAGGUACUUCUGUGGUGCAAGUCACAGCUACAGAUGCCGAUGACCCUUCAUACGGGAACAGCGCCAGAGUCAUUUACAGCAUACUUCAAGGGCAGCCCUAUUUCUCUGUGGAGCCUGAAACAGGUAUCAUCAGGACUGCUUUACCAAACAUGAACAGAGAAAACAGAGAGCAAUACCAAGUGGUCAUCCAGGCCAAAGACAUGGGCGGCCAGAUGGGAGGUUUAUCAGGGACAACCACCGUGAACAUCACGCUGACAGAUGUCAAUGACAACCCGCCACGUUUCCCCCAGAACACUAUUCAUCUUCGAGUUCUUGAAUCCUCCCCAGUUGGCACAGCCAUUGGAAGUGUCAAAGCAACUGAUGCUGACACUGGGAAAAAUGCUGAAGUAGAAUACCGAAUUAUUGAUGGUGACGGUACUGAUAUGUUUGACAUCGUGACUGAGAAGGACACACAGGAAGGCAUCAUAACUGUGAAACAGCCACUUGACUAUGAGAGCCGAAGACUUUAUACUCUGAAAGUCGAAGCAGAAAACACCCAUGUAGAUCCCCGUUUUUAUUACCUAGGACCAUUUAAAGAUACUACCAUAGUGAAAAUCUCUAUAGAAGAUGUGGAUGAACCUCCUGUUUUUAGUAGGUCCUCCUAUCUGUUUGAAGUUCAUGAAGAUAUUGAAGUUGGCACAAUCAUUGGUACUGUAAUGGCAAGGGACCCAGAUUCUAUUUCCAGCCCUAUUAGAUUUUCCUUGGAUCGCCAUACUGACCUUGACAGAAUCUUUAACAUUCAUUCAGGAAAUGGAUCUCUUUAUACUUCAAAACCUCUUGACCGAGAACUAUCUCAGUGGCAUAAUCUUACUGUUAUUGCUGCUGAAAUCAACAAUCCCAAAGAGACAACACGCGUCGCUGUUUUUGUGAGAAUUUUGGAUGUUAAUGACAAUGCCCCACAGUUUGCUGUGUUCUAUGACACUUUUGUAUGUGAAAAUGCCAGACCAGGGCAGCUAAUACAGACUAUAAGUGCAGUAGACAAAGAUGACCCUUUAGGUGGACAGAAAUUUUUUUUCAGUUUAGCUGCUGUCAAUCCAAACUUCACAGUACAGGAUAAUGAAGAUAAUACUGCCAGAAUCUUAACCAGAAAAAAUGGAUUCAAUAGACAUGAAAUCAGUACCUAUCUCUUGCCUGUGGUGAUAUCAGACAAUGAUUACCCAAUUCAGAGCAGCACAGGCACAUUGACCAUUCGAGUGUGUGCUUGUGACAGCCAAGGCAACAUGCAAUCUUGCAGUGCCGAAGCCCUGCUCCUCCCUGCCGGCCUCAGCACCGGGGCCUUGAUCGCCAUCCUCCUCUGCAUCAUCAUUCUACUGGUUAUAGUAGUACUGUUUGCAGCUCUGAAAAGACAGCGAAAAAAAGAGCCUCUGAUCUUGUCAAAAGAAGAUAUCAGAGACAACAUUGUGAGCUAUAACGAUGAGGGUGGUGGAGAGGAGGACACCCAGGCCUUUGAUAUCGGCACCCUGAGGAAUCCUGCAGCCAUUGAGGAAAAAAAGCUCCGGCGAGAUAUUAUUCCAGAAACGUUAUUUAUUCCUCGGAGGACUCCUACAGCUCCAGAUAACACGGACGUCCGGGAUUUCAUUAAUGAAAGGCUAAAAGAGCACGACCUUGACCCCACCGCACCCCCAUACGACUCACUUGCAACCUAUGCCUAUGAAGGAAAUGAUUCCAUUGCUGAAUCUCUGAGUUCAUUAGAAUCAGGUACUACUGAAGGAGACCAAAACUACGAUUACCUCCGAGAAUGGGGCCCUCGGUUUAAUAAGCUAGCAGAAAUGUAUGGUGGCGGGGAAAGUGACAAAGACUCUUAACGUAGGAUAUAUGUUCUGUUCAAACAAGAGAAAGUAACUAUACCCAUGCUGUCUCCACUUCACAAUAUUUGAUAUUCAGGAGGUUUUUCCUGCCAGUCAGCACAAUUUUUUUUUUCCCAUUUACUUCUUAAUUUGUUCAUUAAUUACAUUAAUUCUUUCCUGUAGGAUGUCUCAUGGAAUAUAUACAACAUUUUAUUUAAUCACUUCCAAGAGCCAAAGCUAUGGAAAUACAGUGUUGUCCAUCUUAGUAAAUAAAAGAUAAUUUCAGAAACAUGAACAGGAUAGUUCUCCCUUAAGCAACCUCACAAACAAGCCGCUUCUGUUAGAUACAUGUCCUGCCCUUGCAAAUGAAGCUUUUAAAAAGGUGAAGAAAAAUUUUAAGGUAUAUCCUGUUCUGUACAUUAAAUUAAAAAAAAUGUACAUGUGGUGUUAGUAGGUGUGAUAUGCAACCUGGUAUACAGACAUUUGUGCAAUUUCAUUUCAUCAAAUUCUAUCUGCUAAUGUUUUAUAUUUAUAUUUUUGUAUUUAUUUUUAAAAAAAUAAACCAGUUUUUACAACUA
Messenger RNA from Cercocebus atys (sooty mangabey), 3511 nucleotides. RefSeq names its product cadherin 10, type 2 (T2-cadherin) (gene CDH10). Bases 585 to 2951 code for a protein of 788 amino acids. Lineage: Eukaryota; Metazoa; Chordata; Mammalia; Primates; Cercopithecidae. The transcript has 13 exons. Gene Ontology annotation, biological process: multicellular organism development; calcium-dependent cell-cell adhesion; cell morphogenesis. The record is from RefSeq and is a predicted model, not a curated record. Gene Ontology annotation, molecular function: cadherin binding; calcium ion binding. Gene Ontology annotation, cellular component: plasma membrane; catenin complex; adherens junction.